Podarcis muralis (Common wall lizard) is the source of this 1155-nucleotide messenger RNA. RefSeq lists its product as uncharacterized. Lineage: Eukaryota; Metazoa; Chordata; Lepidosauria; Squamata; Lacertidae. The record is from RefSeq and is a predicted model, not a curated record.
UUUGGAGGGCAAGGCAUGGCGCGGCAAGUGUCUGCUCCGCCCGGGAGACCCGACUUCGGGGCACUUGGCGGCGCCUCCUCGCUUUCCACGAGCCUCCGGAGCCGAGGCUGGGCGGGACGGGAGAGCUUCCCUCCGCCCCCGGGGGCAGGGCAGGGCGGCUCUCCGGGGCCGAGGAGGUGGGGAAGCGCCCGGGCUGGAGCGGAGGAUCCAGUGCGCGCAAGCGACGCUGCGGGCAGCUGUCGCUUCGGCUGGAGGAAAGGGGCGCGAGGGGAAAGCGAGCUUCUACAGCUAGAAGAAGCCAUGGCCCAAAGGGGACAAAACUCCAGACACUUCCUUCUCUCCAGACACAACAAUGUCAAUGCAGAAGAGAACAGUCACAACAGAUCUGUAGACAUCGCAGAGCAAAUGGAGAUGAAUAUCAGGGCUGCAACCCAAGUUGGACACCAGCUUGCAAUGAUAGGGGACGAGUGUAACCGGAUGUACACUGGGAAAUGGGAGGAUUCACUGCUUCAUCUUGCAAAGGGGAUAGCAGCCAACGUUUUUCACACUUGUAUCUGGAGUAAUUUUAGAAGUAUUAUGAAAGCCUUUGGGAGUUUUUUGAGCAGUGGCUGGAGAAAGAAGAUUCUCGACUGUAACUGGAUUCUUUGGGUGCCUCUGAACUGCGUGUGCCAGAAAUGGUGGCCAGCCGCGCUGCUUGCUAUUUUGAUGUGGGGUCUGGUCACUUACGGACUGCAGGAUUAGUCGCAAGAGUUGCCAAUGGAAGGUCACUGCUGGACUCUGACCAAUCUUCAACUCACCCAGGAGGUGGCAUUCGCUUUGUUUGUUUUUUAAGAAGUUGGCUAUGGAUAACUUUUUUCUAUUUAAAAUGUAGGCUAGUGCUGGGUCACUGCUGUUUUCAUACUUUUAAAAUAAAUAUUGAUAUGGGGUUGUUGCUGGAUAACUACCUAAAUUGCUUGUUUUGAAAUAUGUAUGUUCAAGUGAUUAAAGUCUGACUUUUAUACUAAAAGAGCGGGGUUUUUGUUUUGUAAAAGGGAAUUUGGAAAGUUGACAGAAGGGUAUGCUGGCCAUCCUUUUUAACACUUGCACUGUAAAAUAUCUAAUGAAAAUUGGAGAUCUUAAAAGACUUGAAAAAUAAAACUGAUGUUCCAAAUCUAA